Molecule: messenger RNA, 1941 nt
Organism: Alternaria arborescens
Lineage: Eukaryota; Fungi; Ascomycota; Dothideomycetes; Pleosporales; Pleosporaceae
Exons: 2
Coding region: 1-1941 (646 amino acids)
Molecular function (GO): ADP binding; protein binding
Source: RefSeq, a predicted model, not a curated record
AUGCCAGCGGCUACAGGAGGUGCGAGCGUCGAUGUAACUAGCUAUGAGAUUCUUGGUUUGCGGGAGCCCAUGAAGGGUGUUUACCAGACCGUCCAGCUACCUCAAUACUUUUUCAAGCCGCAUACACGUAAUCCUGACUUCUUCGGCCGUCAAGACGUCCUCCAUACCCUAGCUGAAGGACUCAAUCCUUCGGUUGAUUCACGUUCCAGAUCAUUUGCUCUAUGCGGAGCUGGUGGUUUAGGGAAAACCUCGGUUGCGGUAGAAUAUGCCUACAGGAACAAAAGCAUGUACGAAGCCAUAUUCAUCUUACAGGCUAGCGAUUCAGAGAAGCUGGCGCAAUCAUUUGCAGAGAUUUCACUCGCUCUUGGUCUCGAGAGUGAAGCUGGAGACCAGAUUGUCAGUAAGAACCUUGUCUUCAGAUGGCUCUCACAGCCAGUCAGGCGCAUGUCAGAGGGUACUGCAAUCCUGGAAGAUCAAAAUCAGGAUAUUGUCCCGUGGUUGUUGGUGUUUGAUAACGCCGAUGAUCUGAGUAUCCUCCGCGAUUAUUGGCCUGAGUCCGAGCAUGGAUCGAUAUUAGUGACCAGUCGAGACCCUCUAGCGAAAACCAGGACGUACGUGGCCAUUUCGUCCGGACUGGAGCUCGAGCCUUUCGUGGAAGUCGAAGCUGGGUUGCUAUUACGGAAGUUGACAGGGCUCGCAGCGACUGCCGAUAUCCAGUCGUCUGAACUGGUCGCUCGGAAGCUCAGCGGCUUACCACUUGCUAUAAUGCAGAUCGCAGGAACUAUGGUUCGUCGGGAUCUAUCCUUUGAAGAAUUUUCAUCACUCUACGAUCAAGAAGCUCUUCGAGCUGACCUGCACCGCGCAAACGAGUUUGCAAGCACAGCAAGGACUCUUUACACGACCUGGAACUUCCAUGAUCUUAGCCAAAGUGCUUUGUCUCUGAUCAAUGUGAUUACCUUCUUCGAUCCAGACCAGAUUUCGGAAGACAUCUUGAUGAUGAUGUCAAGCGUGGGAGUUCGCCAUCGACCAGAGGAAUAUCCUGUAACAGCUACCGGAUUCAUGGACGCGCGUUCAGAACUAGCAAAAUCAUCUCUGGUCAAGCGUAAUCGGGAAAGGAAAGAACUCGUGAUACAUCGCAUUAUACAAGACGCAGCAAGGUUGCGAAUGCAGCCUAAUGUCGUAGAUUCAUGCUUUAUCAGCGUGACACAUCUCCUCUAUACCGCUUGGCCUUUUAGCGAAUUUGAAUUCAGUACCGCUCGGUGGCGCCUCUGUGAACCUCUGAUCUCACAUGUGGCCAAUCUGUAUCGGAUUUACCAACAGAUCGAUGCGCUGAAAGCUGUGAAGGAAGGUCGCCCUGAACUCGCUCGUUUGUUCAUGGAUUUUGGAUGGUAUUCCAUUGAAAGAGGAAUCCUUGACGAGGCUCGACCUUACCUUCAAAGCUCUCUUGAACUGUGCGACCUGGUUCCUGAAUCUACUUAUAUCACGCGAGGAGAUGCCGAGGGUUGUCUAGCUCAGCUUUUGAAUCUCACCAACGAUUACAAAGCCGCCAUGGUACAUGCCAAAGUCUCAGCCAGCAUAUUUCAAGUACACGAUCCACUGGGCUGGAGGAUGGCCCAAGCCCAUAAUGAGGUCUGUGAGGCGUACAUUGCAGCUUCCAAGUACGAGGAGGCAUUGCAGCAAGCCGAGCUUUCCAUGAAAAGCUAUUUCGCACUUCCGGAGGACGACUAUCCCGACUGGGCAGUCAUGAACAAGGCUUACGCGCUGUACAAAUUAGGUCGGCUUGACGAGGCUAAUGACACGCUUGAAGAUUACCUAGAUCUACGAGCAAAGAAGUUUGGACCGAUGGAUUCUGAAUCUCUCAAGUCAGUACACAAUGGAACAGGGACUACCUUAGCUGACUCGUACGCAGAACUGGCCAAUGCCUCUACUUACUGGGUCUAG